ACAAGAACCUUCUCUGAAACCGCCCUCUUCUUCUGAGAAGUGAGAACUGAAAUCCCACCACAAUAUAUAAAUACUCAGAGCGGCCAUUGAUUUUCUCCAUCAAUUUCUUUUAUUUCUCUGUAAUCGAGUCGGUAAAGGGUUGAAAGAGUGAAAAUGUUUCGUCUGAGUAACAAUCUUGUUGGGAUCUUAAAUUUCAUAACCUUCCUUCUCUCGAUUCCGAUCUUAGGAGCAGGGAUAUGGCUGAGCACCAAGGCGGAUACGAUUUGUGAGAAGUUUUUAGAAAAGCCCGUCAUAGCUUUAGGCGUUUUUCUUAUGGUUGUCUCUCUUGCGGGACUCAUCGGUGCUUGUUGCCGUGUUCAAUGGCUUCUCUGGGUUUAUCUUCUUGUGAUGUUUGUUCUCAUUGUUCUUCUCUUCGGUUUAACUAUCUUCGCUUUCGUUGUGACUAACAAGGGUGCUGGGGAGGCUGUUUCUGGUAAAGGGUAUAAGGAGUAUAAGUUGGGAGACUAUUCCAAUUGGUUGCAGAAUAGGGUUAACAACACCAAGAACUGGAACAACAUCAAGAGUUGCUUGAUGGACAGCAAGGUUUGCCAGACUCUUGCUAACCAGACUGGGAAUGAGAACGUACAGCAGUUCUAUAAAACGAACUUGUCUCCAAUUCAGUCUGGUUGCUGUAAGCCCCCAACCUCAUGUAAUUUCACCUACGUUACCCCAAUUGAAUGGACCAAAACAGACACCACAAGCUCCACUGACUCUGACUGCACAGCUUGGAACAACACUGAUCUCUGCUACAACUGCCAAUCUUGCAAGGCUGGAGUGCUACAAAACAUCAAGAGUGAUUGGAAGAAGGUAGCCAUUGUCAACAUCAUCUUCCUCGUCUUCCUGAUCAUAGUCUACUCCAUUGGUUGCUGUGCAUUCAGGAACAACAGGAGGGAGAAUGGUUAUUCCGGAUGGAAGGGUCACCCAUAGAAUCUCUAUCUGAUUGGGUUACUUUGUUGUAGAGAAUGGGAGAGAUAGAGAACUUAUAUUUCUAAUUUCUUUCCUUGACUCUGUUUUCCAUUUGAUUUCUAGUAGAUAGUUAGAUGGACAUACUUGUGUUUCUUGUAUAGCUUUGUUUGUUGGUAUUUCAUUUUAUGUAAUCUAUUUGCCUCGUUUAUGCAUAUCUGUUCCUACUUU
Messenger RNA from Telopea speciosissima, 1173 nucleotides. RefSeq names its product tetraspanin-8-like. Gene Ontology annotation, biological process: auxin-activated signaling pathway. NCBI's taxonomy places the organism in Eukaryota, Viridiplantae, Streptophyta, Magnoliopsida, Proteales, Proteaceae. The coding region runs from base 154 to 966 and encodes 270 amino acids. The transcript has 2 exons. Gene Ontology annotation, cellular component: plasma membrane; plasmodesma. The record is from RefSeq and is a predicted model, not a curated record.